AGUGCGGAUCUGUAGAGCCAUGCUGGAGGGAAUGGCCAUCACAAGUUGGCUAUUCCUGGUAGGGUCACCCAUUCCAGACGGUCUACUUUGAGCGCGAAACUAAGAACUACCCUCCCCCUGUCUGGUAGUGUCUGUUUCCCUAUGGGACGGCUAUCAGACGCUUUCCACGGCUAUUCUCCCCUCACUGAGAGGGGUGGUCAUGGAAAGCAAGUCCGGCUGAUUCUAUGAACCAUACACUUGAAUGUGUAAAGUCCGUCUGAAUCCACCAGCGUCUGUUUCCCCUGUGGGGUCGGCAGUUUAACCUGGCAGAAGGUUAAAAAUGCACCUGUCACUAUGACAAAAAAUGGAAGAGAAGAAGGAAUCAUGCCCCGCGUACCCGGUCAGGGGCUUCAUAAUCUCCGGGGACCCUACUUCCACAGCGACGGUAAUGGGCUGUGGAAAGUCGAAUGCGACUGUUACCCAGACUAGUCAGGCGGCCACACCGGGUCAGGCUAGUUUGCGAGUUACCGGCGUCGCAGGAGGUCAGUUUGGUACACCCAGGCUGGCUGAAUGUAAAAAAUUUAAAAAAAUCCGUAGUUGCUCACCAAGUGGCGAGGUACCUCUGGACUUCUCAGCAAGUACCUCCAAAGCUGCUGCAGCCCAAACCGCCAAGACGGUUAAAAACCCUGCUUCGGGUACUGUUGAUAAGGGGUCGGCUAAGUCGUCUCUUGCACCAGCUUCCCAAGUGCCAAUUGUACCUCCAGGUUCAGUGAUGGUAUCCUCCUGUCCUGGGGAUGUACCACCCCCUGCCAAGUCUGGCAACCAACAAUCGACUCGGCACAAAAAACCCUCCAAGCGGGCGGCAACUACGAGGCGUUCCGCCUAUAGAAUUAUUGAGCUACUUGGGUCCAAACCACCCGGGGAACUCACCACGGAGCAAUCAGCUUCCCUCCAGUGGGCCAAGACCCAGAUCGCUGGCAAAGACAAGGCUUCUCCUCCCGCCGAAGUGAAAACGGAAGCGGCGCCUAAACGGCAACGUUCAGAGGAGGAAGCAGCUUCCGCAAGCCAGCAAUUAGGGACGAAACGUCCAAAACAAACGCAGAAGUCAAUGACGCGCUCCUUCAGUGAGGUUGCUAAAGACAGCCUCGUUCGGGCCGUCAUUGACCGAAGCGAUGUUGACGGAUCCAUAUCCCAGUCUAACUGGGAUGAGGUGAAGCAAAAACUCAUGGGAGUGUUCUGGCAAGUGCUCAAAGAGAACCCAGGCACACCUCCUCAAUGCGACGACGCUGGAUGGUUUCAGGGUCACGUGAAAUUAAUGACUUGUGCAGAUGAACGCUCAGCGUUGCUGCUCAAGUCUGCCAUUUCGCUACUGGGUGAGGUAUGGGGUGGAUCUAAGCUUGAUGUGGUGACUCCUGAGGAGAUACCACGCAGGCCUCGAUCCAUCGCCAAAAUACCGUCAGAACCCUCCACUCCCGAAGAGAUCUUGGAGAUCCUAAAGUGCUGCAACCCUCAGCUUCCAACUAAUGACUGGAAAGUUGUAAGGGUUUCAGAGGCUGACGGAUCUUCGAGACAUGUGAUUGUAGUCCUGAACAAGGAAUCCUUGGAACCGCUGCGAGAAACAAAGGGGAAGGUCUAUUACGGCUUCGGAACGAUCUUCCUCCACGUUUAUCGUAGCGAUUCCAAGGGCGAUCCCUCUCCGAAGGUGGAUGUAGCUGACGAUGUGACCGUGCAGUCAAUAGAAAGCACGGUUAGCAACACAACCUCUGAUCCCUCCGAGAAAGAUGAUGCUCAGUCAGUCUCUGAAUUGAUGAGCAAACUCUCCACUCGGAAGGAUGAGGAGGUCGACGAUGACGACCUUCUGGGGCUAUCCCAGGAGAUCGCCAACGUCGAUGUUGUUACCCCAGGAGAUGGUGAGAUUGACUCAAAUCAAUCUACACCACUCUAAAGCAGCAUCAGCUGCAUUGCUCCUCCGAGUGGCGCAGAGAGGGGAGGAGCUAAUAAUGGUCCAAGAACCAUGGAUCCAUCAGGAUCGGGUUUGCGGACUACAACAUAAGGACUAUAAAAUCCUGUAUGUUAAAAGUUCAGUGAUGAAGAUACGGUCGCAGCCGCACUAGAACAUGGCGGC
Molecule: messenger RNA, 2104 nt
Organism: Lucilia cuprina (Australian sheep blowfly)
Lineage: Eukaryota; Metazoa; Arthropoda; Insecta; Diptera; Calliphoridae
Exons: 2
Coding region: 344-1924 (526 amino acids)
Source: RefSeq, a predicted model, not a curated record